This is a messenger RNA of Nanorana parkeri, 366 nucleotides long. It is a transcript of the gene TMEM218, whose product is annotated as transmembrane protein 218. NCBI's taxonomy places the organism in Eukaryota, Metazoa, Chordata, Amphibia, Anura, Dicroglossidae. The transcript is spliced from 3 exons. The record is from RefSeq and is a predicted model, not a curated record. Bases 4 to 351 code for a protein of 115 amino acids.
AGAAUGGCGACCACGGUUCUCGGCGUAGGCACGGGAGUAUUUGUCAUCUCGGUCAUCUGGGUUGUCACCCUGCUGUUGUGUGUCCUCUUAUCCCGCACAUCUGGGGCGGCACGAAUCCUGAGUAUUGUAUUCUUCAUCCUGGCCGUGAUCGUCACUCUUAUUCUGGUCUUCUUCCCCCGAGCGAGUGAGACUUCCACCCCAGAAAAGGAGUUUCAGAUUGUGGACACGUCCUUCAUCGGCCGCUACGUCCUGCUGUCUGUCAUGAGCGUCAUCUUCCUGGCUAGUGUCUUCCUGUCUCUGCUGUACUACAUUCUAGAGCCGGUGUACGCCAAACCCCUGCGGACCCGCUGAUGUAACGCAAAGCAA